Notothenia coriiceps (black rockcod) is the source of this 1757-nucleotide messenger RNA. RefSeq names its product G protein-activated inward rectifier potassium channel 1. Gene Ontology annotation, biological process: regulation of monoatomic ion transmembrane transport; potassium ion import across plasma membrane. The transcript is spliced from 2 exons. The record is from RefSeq and is a predicted model, not a curated record. Gene Ontology annotation, molecular function: G-protein activated inward rectifier potassium channel activity. Bases 855 to 1757 code for a protein of 300 amino acids. Lineage: Eukaryota; Metazoa; Chordata; Actinopteri; Perciformes; Nototheniidae. Gene Ontology annotation, cellular component: plasma membrane.
GAGUGCAUAACUGGAAACGUGGAAGUGCGCAGGAACCGCUCACAAAUCGACAGGAAAGAAGGAUCUAAGCAGCCAAAGGAGCAUCUGGUGGAUCUCUACCAUUGAACCAUGAGAAUCCAGCCGACAUUUAACUAAGAGAACGGAAAAGGUGCCUGAAAAGAGCCUGGCAAACAGCGUCGAUGCGCGCAGCCAAAAAUGACGACAGUGGGACAGUGAUUUUCUUCCUCCAUCUCGUCAUUUUUUACACUCAUAUGCUUGGAUGCAAUUCCUCUCCUAUGUAUACAGAUCAAAAAGGAAGUGCUGGAAACCGAACAAUCUCCAACACAGACGCAAGUGCGCACGGAGACGUUUCAUCCUGGGAACAGUUUUCAGAGAAUAAUUACGCAGAGAUAUUGCUGUUUUAUGGGCCGUUUAAGGAUUUUGAACUUUCAAGUGAAAACUUACUCUGUGAGUACAGUUUUGAUCAGGUCGAUAUAGCCCCAACCUUCACGGGCGAUGAGUAAUCCACGACGCAGCAACUGAUAAACCUGUACAACCUGGACUGCGACUGGCGCGUUUGGAUACCUUAUCCCGUGCGUCGCCUAUUUUUUUUGCAUAUGGCUUAUUUUUCGGGGUUCGUAAACUACUCAUAUAAUAUUGAUAUUUCAUGGCUGUAGAGUGUAGCAACAGUAGCGUGUGGCGAAAAAGGACGGUGCAAGACUAACCGGGGAGAAAACAGCGCACUUUUAUCGCCUUAUUUCCAAAGAGGAGACAUUGCGCACGGGCAAUAACGACUGCAGCAACUCGCCUACAACCCAGACUUUUUUUUAUAUCAUUGAAUCCUUUGUUGUUUCUUUCGCUGCUGUCAUCGUAGUAUGUCUGCACUCCGAAAGAAAUUUGGGGACGAUUAUCAGGUAGUGAACACCUCAUCUAGCGGGUCUGGAUUCAAUCAGCCUCCCCCAGAGAAAAAGAGGAAGAGGCAGCGGUUCGUGGACAAGAACGGGCGAUGUAACGUCCAGCAUGGGAACCUGGGUGGUGAAACCAGCAGAUACCUCUCAGACUUAUUCACAACACUAGUAGAUCUGAAAUGGCGCUGGAAUCUAUUUAUUUUCAUCCUCACCUACACAGUCGCUUGGCUCUUCAUGGCCUCUAUGUGGUGGUGCAUCGCAUACAUCCGAGGAGACCUCAAUAGAGCCCACAAUGACAAGUACACUCCAUGUGUGGCCAAUGUCUAUAACUUUCCCUCAGCCUUUCUCUUCUUCAUAGAGACCGAGGCCACGAUAGGAUAUGGCUACAGAUACAUCACAGACAAAUGUCCCGAGGGGAUCAUUCUCUUUCUUUUCCAGUCGAUCCUCGGAUCGAUCGUCGAUGCCUUCUUGAUCGGCUGCAUGUUUAUCAAGAUGUCUCAGCCAAAGAAAAGGGCCGAGACUUUGAUGUUUAGUGAACAUGCUGCCAUAUCUAUGCGAGAUGGAAAACUAACUCUCAUGUUCAGGGUCGGCAACCUGCGUAACAGCCAUAUGGUUUCUGCACAGAUCCGCUGCAAAUUGCUGAAAUCUCGCCAGACGCCCGAGGGCGAGUUUCUUCCGCUGGAUCAGUUGGAGCUGGACGUGGGUUUCAGCACUGGGGCAGACCAGCUCUUCCUCGUCUCACCACUCACGAUCUGCCAUGUGAUUGACACCAAAAGCCCCUUCUACGACCUCUCCCAAAGGUCCAUGCAAACGGAGCAGUUUGAAAUUGUGGUGAUACUAGAAGGAAUAGUAGAGACUACAGGUGAGUAA